Dibothriocephalus latus is the source of this 1758-nucleotide messenger RNA. The record is from the annotation of a GenBank genome assembly. NCBI's taxonomy places the organism in Eukaryota, Metazoa, Platyhelminthes, Cestoda, Diphyllobothriidea, Diphyllobothriidae.
AUGGAGGCCGAUCCGGCCACGGUUCUAGAAUGGAUUAAGUGCAGUGAAUGCCGUGAUCUACAAAUAACGGCACUGGAACAAUUGUGUACAGAAAUUCUCUUCUCAGAUAACGUUGAUGAAUUUGUGCGGCGGUACAGCUAUGCUGCGAUAAUCUCGGCAACCACCCAAGUCUUUGCAGACGAACUCGCCCCUGACUAUCUUCUAGAGGCAAAUGCGCGCACCCUUACAUACUGCCUCGAGAUGUGCGAUACUCACGCUAUCCAAACAAUAAAGGAGCGGGAUCUCCGUAUAAUGUGCACCAGGCUCGAUGCGGUCGAUAUGAUGUCCGAAAAGAGCAACGAAGUUGGGCAACAAAUAGUCAAAGUGCGUUUCCCAAUUUACCUGGCCAUUUAUGGUACCGUUUCUCAUUACCUGACUGCCGGACCUUACCACCUCUGUGCUGAUUUUUUAUUUCUUAUACUGGCUUCUUUUACGAUGUUAGAACUAAUCGCAAAUCAUAUACCGGUGCCCGUCUACCGAGCAGGCGGCCUAACCAGUGUUCUGCGAUUCGUUCAACUGUAUUCUGAAAACAUCCAUGCUGAUGUCCUUCAAGCUGGCAUGAAUCUAGUCAAGACCCUCUGCUCACACUGCGAACCCACAGACCCUAGUCUGGACUCAUGGAUUGAAUCACUCAGUGCAUUACUGAAUCAUAACGACCAGCGUGUUAUUGAUAACUCGCUACAGGCGCUUGCUAGCAUCGUAAACAGAUUCGCACGUGCAGGUCGUGAUCCAACCCCAGUAGCAACGGCUGAAUUGAUUGAUCAGUUAUCGCAUCAUUUAAGCGUCGCUGGCGGUGCUGCGUGUACCAAUGUCAAAAAAUCCGUUCCUGGCUUUGAACAACUUGAUGGGGAUACCUCAUUCACCUCAUUUCGAGCUCUGGGCAAUCUUGGAGAUCAGGGUAAAACUCCCGAUUCAGGGCCCUCAAAUCCGGCUCUCGUAGACGCCUUGACUAGCCUUCUGCUUACUCUGUGCUGCAACUCGGCCGCAGCAACUCAGCGUCUGCUAAGUCCUGAGAAUCACCUUGCAUCCACCCUGGCCAAUAUCCUCCUCUACGGUGAGGAUAGUAUAGCAUCUAGCGUAUUUCGGCUCAUUGAAGUACUUAUCUACAUCCUUGGCGAGGGCCGAGUGGCAGAGACCUAUGAAGGUCUACGAUCACGCCAACAGUCCUAUAAUGCACCCGAGGUCUUUCCACGAUCGCUUCGUGUGGAUCAGGAGGAAAAGAGUCAGCUUCCUGCGGUUGACGAUACUCAGAACAAGCCCUCCUUCAGUCCACUCGAACGGGAAGCCGCUUAUCGUGCUGCAGUGGAGGCAAUAAGGAAACAAGACAAGGAGGCUUUUGACAACUUGCUGUCCAACAAAGCUCUGGAUUUGCAUCACCUGGACAAUCGAGGUCAGACGCUUCUGAACUGGGCUUCAUCGUUUGGCACGCCUUACAUGGUAGAGCAGUUGUGUCUGCGCGGAGCUGAUGUUCAGGCCGGAGCCCGCACCUCUCUCGACUACGCCGCCGGCUUUGGUCGUGUAGAGGUCUGCGAAUUACUCCUCAAGCAUGGUGCAAAUCCGAAUGUGUAUGACGUUGACGGAUUAAGACCCAUCGAUCGUGCUCGUCUAAAACGUGAUGACCCCAAUGCGACGGCAGUCGUUAAGUUGCUUGAAGGUGACAGCAUUAUGAAUAACAAUGCUCAAAGUUGCACUUUAAUAUGUUUGCAAUUUUUACAUUGA